UGUUAUUAUUAAUUACAUAGAAACCGUUCCAGCGCAAUUUUAUCUUUGUAAAACGGCUAAGAAUAAGAUUUCUCUACCUGUAAUGUCACGAGAAUUUCGUUACCGAUAAUUCUAAUCUAGGAUUACUCAAUGAGUUUGAUAAUAUCCUUGGUGCGAAAAGACGAAUUCGAAAAAACCGUAUGCGUAUACUGAUAAUCAUGGUAAUGAUGUUCUGACUUGGCAGUCUGAAUAUUCAAAAGGGUAGAAUGCUGGCAUCUUAUAUCUAUGUAGGAACUUGUGCUUCAUCAAUUCAGUAAGCCUGUCAAUUAAAAAUGUGAGACAAGUGUCUAUAAAAGCGCAAAAAUUUGCCAACACAGAGCAGUACGAAUUUGACGUUCGUCGCACUUACAUAGAUGGUGUAAUUCUGGACUGUUCCUGUACUUGAGUUGCAAAUCUACAAUUUAAAAAGCGCAGAUAGGUGUAGAAUUAUAAUUAAAAAGCAACAUGACGACGGAAGCUUGUAUGUGGCCGAACGGCAAUACCUACCUCGACGACAUGUUCAACAUGAAAGAUCAAUCAAAUGUCGAUGCUGCCGAAGGGAUAAGCGAAGUAACCAACUUCUACGCCGGCUGCAAUGUUUUAAUCACGGGAGGUUCAGGCUUUCUCGGGAAACUUCUUCUGGAAAAAUUACUCAGAACAUGUCCGAAUAUGGGAAAGGUGUACAUGCUGUUGAGGGCCAAGAAGGGCAAGACACCUGCGCAGCGAUUGAAGGAACAAUUUAACGAUCUUUUGUACGAUCGACUGAGACACGAACAGCCGAAUUUCGCGAGCCAAGUUGUCAUAAUCGAAGGCGAUACCGGAGAGGAAGAUUUGGGCCUUUCCUCGGCGGAUCGCGAUUUGCUCGUUAAAAAUACUCACGUCGUUUUUCACGGAGCCGCCACAGUCCGCUUCGACGAAACUCUACGCAAGGCAAUCAACAUCAACGUUAGGGGCGUAAAGAUGAUGCUGUUGCUUGCCAAGGAAAUGAAUAAUCUCAAAGCUUUCGUGCACAUUUCUACUGCCUACGCACACUGCACUUUGGACUACAUCGAAGAAAAGUAUUACAAGCCGGCUAUGGACCCGAACGAAGCCAUAGCCAUGGUGGCAAAAUCGGAGGACGAAGCCUUGCAGCGAAUGGCUCCAAGAAUUAUCGGAGCCUGGCCGAACACGUACACGUUUUCGAAGUCUGUGGGCGAAGACGCGGUACGCAUGUACAGCCGUGGACUGCCGAUCAGCGUCGUAAGGCCGUCGAUCGUGUUGCCGACGAUAAAGGAUCCAGUUGUCGGUUGGAGCGAUAAUAUGUACGGAUCAACUGGUGCUGUUGUCGGUAUUUAUGUCAGCCUACUGCGAGUCUUCCACUGUGACCUUAAGAAUGUUGUAGAGCUGAUCCCUGCUGAUAUCGUUAUUAAUAACAUCAUCGUGGCUGCUUGGGAUACCAACAAGUUGUGGAAUCAGAAAAAGCUGGCAGUAGAACAACCAGUGGGACAAAGUGAUUUUUUAGACGUGACAACGCAGCCGCUGAUUUAUAACUGCGUGUCUUCGUGUCAGAAACCUUUGACUUGGGAUGAAUACCUGCAUGUGAAUCUUCGUUAUGCAGAUGAGGCACCGAGUCGAUUGACACUGUGGUACCGUGUAUUUAUACCCGUGAAAUACGAAUGGCUUUACAUUCUCGGCAAACUUUUCUUGCACCUGAUCCCGGCCAUCAUCGUCGACACUCUUGCAAGACUUACCGGUCGAAAACCGAGACUGUUAAAGAUUUAUCAAAAGGUCCACAAAUACUCCAGCGUAGUAUCGUACUACUGCAAUAGAGAGUGGAAAUUCAACAACGACAACGUCUUGAAAUUGUGGGAAAGAACCAGCCUUACCGAUCAAACAAAAUUUGACUUCAAUGUGGAAAAUUUCGAUUGGAGCGAGUAUUUUGUUAACUAUAUUCGCGGAAUACGUGUUUACGUACUCAAGGACCCGAUGACAACGUUAGACCAAGCGCGAGUCAAGUACAAAUUACUUACAGGACUUCAUUUCACCAUUGUCACAAUACUAUGCUGUCUUCUGGCUUGGUUAUUCACUUCGUUCGUGGGAAUAAGUUUAUUGUAGAAGCAUUAUUGUAGAAUAUUCUGAAUUAUUGAAGAUAAUUCACACGAUGAAAAGUUUAAACUUUUCAUCGUGUGUUUUUUACGUUUAAAAUAUAAUAUAUUUACUUUACAUUUUUUAUCACAUGAGGAUUUUGAUAACUAUACUUAACGUUAGCAAUAAUAGUUAAUUGUAAGUAUUGUUAUAUUAAAAUUUUAUAAAUAAAUAUGUAUUGAUGAGAACAUUUUUCUUGCCGCAUCCACGUGAAACCUCUUCAUUUAAAAUUCCGUCGAUCGUAAAUGUAAGCUUCUCGAAACCUAUGCGCUACUUAUUUACUGUUUCAAGAACAGUCAAUGAAAUUAUAAUUUAGCUUGCUCAAUUUUUGAUUUUGUACUCAUAAAAUUUUUCCCUCGGUUCUUUUUUGUUAGAUUCCUACUUUAUCUUCGGCGAUUGACUAACCUUAUUGUCAAACAAGCAUGGCCGUACCUAUCUAUAUAUGUAUAGUUAAUAGCAGACGUGCGUACAAAUUUGUAAACAAGGGACCAUGCUGUCCGCAAAGCAGUCCGGAAAAUCGUGGAAAGAAGUGAACAGAGAGUUCAAGGAGCGUCGAAAAAAGUGGCGAGAAGAGCGUCUGGUGAAAAAGGCUCGGCUCGAGGAGGAAAAGAAAAAUGAACAAAGCCUCGAAAAGGCUAUUGCAGAGGAAAAUACUUUUGAGGUUAGGAAAGUGUCGACAGUGAGCAUCGCUGUGCCCGGUUCGAUUUUGGAUAACGCACAAUCCCACGAACUGAGGACGUACGUAGCCGGACAAAUAGCUAGAGCUGCUUGCAUUUACAAAGUCGACGAAGUCAUUGUGUUCGAUGACAAAGGGGAGAUCACGGAAGACGAGAAGAAGAAGUUGAGAAGGGACGAAGUUUUGGGUGAGGCCAGGCCGGGAUGCCUUCAACUCGCAAGAAUUCUGCAGUACCUUGAGUGUCCGCAGUACUUGAGGAAGUACUUUUUUCCGAUACACAAAGAUUUGCAGUACGCUGGACUUCUCAAUCCCUUGGAUGCACCUCAUCAUCUUAGACAGCAGGAUGCGAGUUUGUACAGAGAAGGAGUCGUUAGUAAUAAGCCCCUAAAGGUUGGAAAAGGAUCACUGAUCAAUGUUGGACUUCUCACUGAUGUUAGAGUUGACAAAGUUCUUACAAGUGGCUUGAGAGUUACUGUCAAGAUACCGGAAUCACAGGAGAAUCCUAAAAAGCCAAAAGGUAUAAUUGUACCUCCGUCAUUGCCUAGAGCAGAUACUGGAAUAUACUGGGGAUACAGUGUUAAGCUAGCUUCUAGUCUCUCUGAUAUAUUUGCAAAGUGUCCAUAUCCUGGAGGCUAUGAUGUCUCUAUCGGAACAUCAGAUAAAGGAACUUCUGUUGAUGACAUAGCUCCAAAAAGUCUGAAGUACAAACAUGCCUUAAUUGUGUUUGGUGGUUUGGCUGGAAUAGAAGAAGCUAUUGAAGCUGAUUCUAAUCUUGAUAUUGAUGAUGCCUCGCUAGUUUUCAACAUGUACCUGAACACGUGCCCACAACAAGGUUCAAGGACAAUUAGAACAGAGGAAGCUAUUUUAUUGACACUCGCGGAAUUGAGAAAUAAACUAGAUCCAGAGUUUCCUCCUUUGGAUAAUCCACAAUUCCCUCAAGAACAACACGAGGAUUCUAAAUCCAAUAAUGGAGUGAAUUCCAAAUCUAAUAAUGAAGUUGGAACUUCAGAAUCGGAUGGUUCUGAAUAAUUUUAAGAAUAAUUAUAAGAAUAUGACUUUAAUAAAAC
This is a messenger RNA of Nasonia vitripennis (jewel wasp), 3885 nucleotides long. RefSeq names its product fatty acyl-CoA reductase wat. The record is from RefSeq and is a predicted model, not a curated record. Gene Ontology annotation, cellular component: peroxisome. Gene Ontology annotation, molecular function: alcohol-forming very long-chain fatty acyl-CoA reductase (NADP+) activity. The transcript is spliced from 10 exons. Lineage: Eukaryota; Metazoa; Arthropoda; Insecta; Hymenoptera; Pteromalidae. Gene Ontology annotation, biological process: long-chain fatty-acyl-CoA metabolic process. Bases 484 to 2112 code for a protein of 542 amino acids.